Molecule: messenger RNA, 2540 nt
Organism: Anopheles aquasalis
Lineage: Eukaryota; Metazoa; Arthropoda; Insecta; Diptera; Culicidae
Source: RefSeq, a predicted model, not a curated record
UAGUAACGAUGAAUGUAAUUAAUAAUCAAAUGUUUUCCAUUAUUGUCCAAUGAAGAAAGACAUGAACAUAGAUCGUUGUAACAAUUAUAAACUCGAACAAUGUUGUAGUUGCCAUACCAGAAAAGUAAAGACGACAAUCACCACCACAACCACGACCACAACCGUAAGAAUGACCGAUGAUGGCUACGAGGAAGGCGGCGGUUGCAUCGCCAGCAUUGGUGCACUGCCGGAGACAAGCACCGCCGGUCAUCUUUCUUACGCCACAACGACCAUAAUGGCACACAAUGGUCUUUCGCCAUCUGUCUCGAUCUCAUGCCCAUCUACGCCUCCGACGGCCCAAUACGAGACUGUGUCACCGUCGCAACGAACCCCAGCUAAUAGAUCAUCGUGCGAUAUUGAAGAGGAUGUUUUUAAAUCCGUAUCGACUAGUAACGAUAUUGAACGAUUGGUUACAAUAUUAACGCCACCGGUGACACCACAUGCAUCAAAAGAUGGGGAGCAACUCACUCAUCAUGUUAUCAGCGCACACGUACAAUUCGACAAUGCUCCUAAUGCCCAUCCUGACCCUACAAACGCUUUGCGGUUUCCCGAAAUAUACAAGCAAAACUCACCAAAGAUCAUCCUGUGUAACGAUGGCCGAUCUGCAGUGGAAACAGCAACCGGCAUUCGGAAGGAUGAUGGAAUCGUAGUGGAUGUGCUCGUAGCGGAGAAGGUCAACUGUUUAAAUACAACAUCGCGCUCUCCGUCGCAGGCAUCGAUGGUCUCAUUAUCGUCAUCAUCAUCAUCAUUAGCAGCUUCAGCAGCAGCAACCGUUUUGUCAUCUCCAAAUUCACCAUCAUCAUCAUUAGCCAACAGUUCUCCUCCUCUAUCGGAGUCGGCUACUGUAGCAAUGCUCACAUUUGCUCAUAAUCGACGCAAAGGCAGCUAUCGGAAACGCAAGAAGCGUCGUGAUCGUCAUCGAAAAUAAGGGAUUGUAUGGGAUGGACGAUUGUGCAUUUAUCAUUUAAUCAGCGGAACAGGAACGAAUAGAUGAGACAGCAUAUCGAACCUAACAAAACCGGUAGCGAAAGAACGGAACAAUGAGUUUUUCAUUUAUCCUUGAUAGACCUGCAAAUCCAAGCUUGAGACAUUAAUUAUGAAUCUCUGAAAGUCGAAUUAUAAUGUUUCAAUACCUUUAUUAGGUAGCAGUAGUAUCAUGCGUAGGAGUUGCUUCCGAGCAGUUUCCCGAUUUGGUUGCAAAGAUAUUAUCACCUCGCAUAUUUUUGCUUACAUAAUACCUCCUAAUUUGCUACUUCUUGACCGCAAAUUCAUUCAGUCUUGUAUAGGGUGACCUGGAAAAAGUAUCGAUACAAGUUACGUGAAAACAUGAGUGAGAUGGGAGUGACUUCUGAUGUAAGCAAUUGAUUGUUAAUGUUCUAGUUAAAGAAGCAGCUAUGCCAGAGUGUAAUACUGGCAUUUCGAUGUAGAAAUGGCAAAAAGUAUGUUCAAGUUGUUAUAACAUGUUGGUCUCAUCAACAGUACGUUUUCGAAAACAGAAUUGUUAUUAGGCUUAGUAAGUAAAAAAAACACACGUUAUUAGAAUUCAUUUUCCUCAGAAAUUCGUUGAAUCAAUCAAAUAGCAGAAUUUAUAAGGUCCUCAAUUGGGCAGAAAGGGAAAAAUAUAGAUAGAAGCAGUUAAAGAAGUUUGUUUAUUCACUCAAGUGAUCGUGCACCGAUUAACGAUGGUGUGUAUAUGGUACUAAUGUCUCCAAUAGCUUUUACUGUCAUGAUCAGGGAAAUGAAAAAAAAAGAUGGUGAUCAUUGACUCCGCAGUGUCCGGUAGGUACAAGGAGUGCAUUUUGUUCCUUAACCUUGCGGAAUGUUGAUUCUUCACCCGUAUACAUUGUGACUACUUCGUUAUGGACAAUUUUGCGACAGCUGCCUAUAUGCCCGAUACGUGACCGUUAGUUUGAUAAGUGUAUCGUAUUACAUUGGUUUUCAUUUUUGCCUGAGAGCAAUUGGAACCCAUUUUGUAUAUGCUGCUUCCUAAACUUUGUUAAACAAAAAACACUGACCACCCCCCCAAAAUGUGUUGAACCAAAUUUAAUCUAACAAUUUCGUUUGCGGUUUCUCUCUUUCUCUUUCUCUUUACUUUCAUCUUUCUUGCCGCUACCACCAACAACUCAACCAAACCAAAACCAAAAAAAAAACCAAAUAUGCGCCAAACUACACCGAUAAAUCCCAUCCACACUGUUCUUGUUUAAAUUAUUUUUGGGCCUUUGUCUGUAACCCAAACACCCGUAAAAACUUGUAAAUGUCAUCAAACAACAAUUGAAAUACCCGAAUUCAAAAUCACCAUAUCACCAUAUUCAAAUUUUGUAAACUGUUCAUGAUGUUGGCCACUAUAUUUUAAAAUGCUUGCAUUCUUUGUGUUUCAAUGCUCCAAAAACAUUCAUACAAAACAAACAAAAUGCUUUUGUUUCGAUUUGUGUUAUUUUUGUUGUUGCCUUUUUUUGCAUUUUGUUCAUAUGCCCGUCCAUGUGUAACUCUUUUUUUUCUGG